CGUAGAAAUCGAACGACCUUCACGACCUACCAACUCCACCAAUUGGAGAGAGCCUUCGACCAAUCACAUUACCCCGAUGUUUAUUGCAGAGAAGAGCUAGCCAAUAAGAUUGACUUGCCCGAAGUUAGAAUACAGGUUUGUAUGCUUAGCAUGUCUGUACGUUUGUCUGUUUGUUUGUGUGUAUGUUUUGUAUGUUUGUGUGAUUGA
Messenger RNA from Helobdella robusta, 207 nucleotides. RefSeq lists its product as hypothetical. Lineage: Eukaryota; Metazoa; Annelida; Clitellata; Rhynchobdellida; Glossiphoniidae. The annotation marks the transcript as partial. The record is from RefSeq and is a predicted model, not a curated record. Gene Ontology annotation, molecular function: RNA polymerase II cis-regulatory region sequence-specific DNA binding; DNA-binding transcription factor activity, RNA polymerase II-specific. Gene Ontology annotation, biological process: positive regulation of transcription by RNA polymerase II. The transcript has a single exon.